UAAUACUUCACGGAUGGUCUGAAUGACAACGACAUGACCAACCUUCCUCCCUUAGCUUGCGGUAAUAAUAUGUUAAGUGUCGGUUUUGUUCCUAUGCUCCAAGGCUUAUACUUUUGCUCCGCCGUCUUCACUCCAAUCAUUCAGUGCUUUUAUAUUAUAAGGAGUUAGAUGCAGAAAGCCACGGAAAUAAUAAAUGUCAACGGAAAACGACCACUUGUGAGUGACCAGUCAACAUUUGAUGAAGAUGUAGCUGGAUCUAGCAAUUUUGACACUCUUGAUUGUGGCAUAGACCUAGAUAAUGAAGAGUUUGAAGAUGAAGGAAUGUUUGAUGAGUCAAUUGAUGUUGACUUGGGUGACUUUGAAGAUUACGAUGACAAUGCUGAAUACUUGUGUUUCAAUACACAAGCAUAUGUGGAUCUUGGAGAUGCUACUCAUGAGUGCGAGUAUUGUGGAGCCUUAUUCUGGUGGGAGAACGGAUACAGAUAUAAAUAAGGGUAGAACACCUCCAAUAUUCAGAUUGAAUGGUCAAAAUUACCACAAGAUCGGUAGUCUUAUACCAAAUGAAGGACAACGUCCAAAAUUCUUACAGAUGUAUUUGACCGAUCCAGAAGAAGAGGUUGCAUCUAGAAUCUCAUCUGUGAGGCGCUCUGGUGGAACAGCAUUGCAUGAUACAUUAGUAUCCGAUUUGCGAGAUAUGUUGGAUGCACACAAUGUUCACGCACAAUCAUUUAGAAUGGCUCGUGAUAGGUUUAAUGAAACUAACUCUAUCUCUUUGAAGAUGAAGCUUAUUGGUAAAAGGAAUUCAGAUGGACGGACUUACAAUACCCCUACCGCUCGUGAGGUAGCUGCACUUAUAGAAGGGGACUUUAGUUUAAAUCGAAAAGAGAGAGAUGUUGUUCUGCAGAAGAAAUCCAGAAAGUUUCAAAUUAUAUCGGAACUGAAUCCUUCUUUUCUUGGAUUACAAUAUCCGUUACUUUUCCCCUAUGGUCAGGAUGGUUUUAGAGAGGAUGUUAACCUGACACGUGCAUCUCAAGCUACCACAAAAGGCAGGAAACAUGUUACAAUGAAAGAGUUCUUCUCAUACAGGUUGCAAGAAAGGAAGAGCGAGUCCCCUUACAUUUUGAGAUCAAAGAGAUUAUUCCAGCAAUUUAUUGUUGACGGAUAUACCAUGAUUGAGUCAUGUCGCUUGGCAUAUAUUAGACUACAUCAAAAGGACUUGUGAAGUGAACUGUAUACAGGAUUGGCUGAUGCUGUGAGUCGUGGUGAAACUGACGGUUCUAGGUUGGGACAGCUCAUCGUACUUCCUAACUCAUUCACGGGAAGUGCACGUUACAUGAUUCAAAACUACCAGGACGCGAUGAGCAUCUGCAGGUGGACAGGAUACCCACAACUCUUCAUCACAUUUACAUGCAACCCAAAGUGGCCUGAGAUUGUUCGUUACGUCGAGUAUAGAGGACUUGCUCCGGAAGAUCGUCCAGAUAUCAUUUGCAGAAUCUUCAAGAUCAAACUUGAAAUGCUCAUAAAAGACUUGAAAGAAAAUAGGCUAUUUGGUGAAGUCAAAGCAGUUGUAUACACUGUGGAGUUUCAGAAACGUGGAUUGCCACAUGCUCAUAUUGUUUUAUGGUUGACACAAAGAGACACGGUUAUAUUGGCAUCACACAUUGACAUCAUUAUCUCAGCUGAAAUUCCUGAUGAGAAACAUGACCAUGAUUAUUAUGUUGCUGUCAAAGAGUUAAUGGUGCACGGGCCUUGUGGGUCUUUGAACAAAUCUUCACCGUGUAUGGAGAAUGGUUGCUGCACGAAACACUUUCCGAAAAAAUUUGUGAGACGUACCACAAUUGAUGGAAGUGGAUUUCCUAUUUACAGAAGAAUAGAGAAUGGAAGGAGUGUCAUGAAGAAUGAGAUUCCACUUGACAAUAGAUUUGUCAUCCCUCAUAACCGUACAUUAUUGCUCAAGUAUGGGGCUCACAUAAAUGUUGAGUGGUGUAACCAAACUCGGGCGGUGAAAUACCUCUUCAAGUACAUUAAUAAGGGUAAUGAUCGGAUCACAGUAGCAUUCUCUGAGGCAUCUGACAAUCGUAAGCCAGAAAAGGUCAAUGAGAUCAAAAUGUAUUACGAUUGUAGAUAUAUCUCUGCAUGUGAAGCGGCUUGGAGAAUCUUUGGAUUCCACAUUCAUUAUAGGGACGUCGCAGUUGAACGUCUAAGCUUUCAUCUCCCAGGGCAACAUAGUGUGUACUAUAGUCCUAAAGAGUCUGUCGGUUCUGUUCUUAGACGACCUACUAUCCACACUACUAAGUUUCUAGCUUGGAUGCAUGCAAACAACGUGUAUCCUCAAGCUAGGAGCUUGACUUAUGCUGAAUUUCCUACCAAGUUCACGUGGAAAGCAAAAACGAGAGAGUGGGUACCAAGACAAAGAAGCACCACAAUCGGAAGACUCUACUUCAUGCGACCUGGAGCCGGAGAGAAAUAUUAUUUAAGGAUGCUCCUUGGUGUCGUGAAGGGGGCUAGGAGUUUUGAAGAACUCAGGACAGUUGAUGGAGUCGUACACUCGACGUUCAGAGAAGCUUGCUGUGCCCGCAGUAUGUUAAAUGACGAUAAAGAUUAUAUAGAUGGACUCAUAGAACAAAGCCAUUGGGCAAUAGGGCAUGAACUUCGCAUCACAUUUGUUCAUCUUUUACUACAAGAGUCAUUAUCUCUGCCCAGUAUGGUUUGGGAGAAGUGUUGGCCCUAUCUGUCUGAUGAUAUACUCUACACUAUUAGGAAGAAUCUCAAUGAUCAAGAACUGCAACUGGAUGAGGAGCAAAUAAAGAAUUAUUGUUUGCUGGAAAUUGAAAAGCUUCUACAACAUCGUGGAAAGUCUCUAUUCUACUAUGACGGAAUGCCUCGAGUAACAGAUCUUGAAGUUCCUUCUCUUGAUGAUGUUUUGAUACACGAGGAAUUGAGAUAUGACAAACAUGCUUUGGCAGAAGAACAUGCUACAUUAAUUUCCGCCUUGACGGAGGAUUAAAAGCGUGUUUACGAGACAAUAGUGAGUUCUGUAGAGGCCAACCGUGGCGGAGUGUUCUUCUUAUACGGGCACGGUGGUACAGGGAAAACAUAUAUGUGGAAGACCUUAUCAACAUAUAUAAGGCAUCAGGGAAAUAUUGUGUUGAACGUAGCUUCAAGUGCGAUCGCAUCAUUGCUACUUCCAGGUGGAAGAACGGCACAUUCCAGGUUUAAAAUCCCACUCACAGCAGCAGAAGAUUCAACUUGCAACAUAAAACCAGGAAGUGCGCUUGCCAAGCUAAUUCAAAUGACAAAAUUGAUAAUUUGGGACGAGGCACCCAUGACCAAUAAGUACUGCUAUGAAGCUCUUGAUCGGACUAUGCGCGAUAUUCUUCGACAUUCAUACGGUUGUGAUGGAAUGAGACCUUUUGGUGGAAAGACAAUUGUCUUUGGCGGAGACUUUAGACAGAUUUCACCGGUAAUUCCAAAGGGUAGCAGGCAAGAUAUUGUACAGGCAACUUUAAACUCAUCUUUCAUUUGGGCGUUUUGCAAUGUGCUAAGGCUAACGAAGAACAUGAGAGUGCGAAGUGGAUCAGACGAUCUUAAUUCUGCAUACAUACAAAGAUUCAUUGAUUGGAUAUUGAAGAUAGGGGAUGGGGUUCUGGGUGACAAUGAUGAUGGAGAAUCAUAUAUUGACAUACCCGGAGAAUUCCUCGUGCCUUGGAUUUAUGAUCCAGUUACUUCUAUUGUCCGUAGUACAUAUCCCGAUUUCUUGGCACACUGCACAUCCCCUUCAUAUUUAAUGUCAAGAGCAAUACUUGCGCCAACAAUAGACGAGGUGGACAAGGUUAAUGAUUACAUGAUCGCACAACUACCAUCAGAGAUGAAGACAUAUUUCAGCACUGAUUCUGCAUCUCUAUCUGAUUCUGAUAGUAGUUUGUUGCAAGAGAUCCAUUCUCCAGAAUUUCUUAAUGGAAUCAAAUGUUCCGGAGUACCUUGCCACGAGCUCAAAUUAAAAGUGGGUGCCCCUGUGAUGCUUAUGAGGAAUCUUGAUCAAUCAUUGGGUUUGUGUAAUGGCACUCGACUUUUAGUGACCAAACUUGGAAAGAAUGUUAUUGAGGCCGAAAUGUUGUUAGGGCCAACUGCCGGACAAAAACAUUUCAUUCCACGUCUUACCUUGACUCCUUCUGAUGUCAGACUGCCAUUCACCUUCCAGCGCAGGCAAUUCCCUCUGAUGGUUAGUUAUGCGAUGACUAUAAAUAAGAGUCAGGGCCAGUCAUUGGAAAAUGUGGGGGUAUUCUUACGGCGACCGGUUUUCACCCAUGGGCAGCUUUACGUUGUUGUAUCAAGAGUCACGAGUCCAACUGGUUUGAAGUUUUUGAUAUGUGACGAUAAUGGUAGACCGACGAACUCCACAUUAAAUGUUGUAUACAAAGAGGUCUUUACCAAUUUGUAAUAUUACAUUUCGUCUUGAAUAAAAUUGAGCGCUUUUUAAUUCAACUCAAAAGACAAAUGUUAUCCAUUGAUUUAGUAAAAUAAUUAAAUUACUAAAUAAUAUAAAAUAAUGUUU
Messenger RNA from Cuscuta epithymum, 4555 nucleotides. Lineage: Eukaryota; Viridiplantae; Streptophyta; Magnoliopsida; Solanales; Convolvulaceae. The record is from the annotation of a GenBank genome assembly.